This is a messenger RNA of Actinia tenebrosa (Australian red waratah sea anemone), 4752 nucleotides long. RefSeq lists its product as uncharacterized. Gene Ontology annotation, molecular function: protein kinase binding; molecular adaptor activity. The record is from RefSeq and is a predicted model, not a curated record. Gene Ontology annotation, cellular component: Atg1/ULK1 kinase complex; phagophore assembly site membrane. NCBI's taxonomy places the organism in Eukaryota, Metazoa, Cnidaria, Anthozoa, Actiniaria, Actiniidae. Gene Ontology annotation, biological process: autophagy of mitochondrion; piecemeal microautophagy of the nucleus; positive regulation of protein phosphorylation.
GACAAAGGAAGUCAUAUUUAUAAAGGUGUUUUGUUCCUCCCGAAAAAUAAUGAUGGAAAACCAGUCUAUAUCGUCUUAAAAUGGACUUGAAAAUGAAGAGGGAUCACUUAUCUAUUUGUUCAGUUUAUCAUCCACGACUAUGAGACAACGGAAAAAAAUUCCUCGACGUUUUGUCAUCGACAGUGCUACGGAGGCUUCCUUCACGACUCUUUCAGCUUCUCGAAUAAAAACUCACAGAAAGGACUGUCCUCUUUGUCACUAACAGGAAUUUCCGGAACACAGAAAGACUACGGUUUCGUAGGAGAAGUAUCUGACAAGAUGCUGUACGUGUUUUCGGUUGAUAUAGGUGUCAUGUACACCUUUGAAAUAGAGCUCGCGAUGGAAAGUGUACAGACACUUAUGUCURCAGUGGCCACUGCCACAGGAAUCCCAUUUGACAAACAAGUCCUGCUAAUCACAGGAGGAGAAGCCUUGGAUCCCAGUGACAGAGUUUGUAACUAUAGCAAUGCUGGAACAGAUACCAGUCCCAUCUUUCUGUUCAGUAAGAGUACCAUUGAAUCCUCUGUUCCACCUUCACCAAGCCUUACAUUUGGAUCAGAAGCUAAUCUAAAAGAACAAGUCGAAGUCUCCUUUAACCUUCCACCCACCUAUGAAACUCUCGUAUCUAGGGCUCAGCUGGCAUCAGAAUUCAACCACUAUGCUAUUGAAAUUGCUAGCAAUUGUGAAGCAUUAAUCAGUGAACAGUCAUUUCAACAGCAAGGCUGGGGAGCUGUAGUAGCUAACCUGGACAAUAUAGCCAAGGAGUUCAACGAGAGAGCAACUGUCGUACAGCAAAGUUAUAAAGAGUUUUUAGAAUCAAGACCAAGAUAUCUGGAAAUGUUAAAUGGUUAUGAUGAAAUUCUUCAAAUUCUUGCUGAGAUCCCUGUGCUGCCAUGUCUGUUGUCCAGCCAGCAUGCGAACAGGCCAGAGUCCAGGGACAGCAUCAGCCUUCUUGAAUGGAUUAGUGCGCAAGAUCACAAGAACAGUCUGCAAGAUAUAGUUGCCCAAUGUAGUUCAGCUAUAGAACAGUUUGAUGAGAGUGUGAUGGAAGGUGUAAUGAAUGAAGUCUUUCAGGUACGGGAAGCACUUGACAAUACCAGCAUGAAAGAAAUUAAAGGUUUAGAUGAAAGGUUAAUGCAUCUGCAGCAGUUUCUCCAGAAAGUACAAGAACUAAUGCAGUCACAGUCAGAUAUGGCACAGGGCUUCAUUCAAAACCAAACAAGGGCACAGAACAUUGGAGAUGCAUCUGUUUUACCAGACUUGUGCGCAAGUCAUCAGAAACAGUUGAUGAUGUUGUUGAAGAACCACUCUCAGUUAAGGGAUUAUCUUCGUCGUUCUGCCAAAGCUAAAGAAGAAUUGUCAGUCAAUCUGCACACAAGACUGAGAUGGAUUAUGUACAUAGAAAAGAAAGUCUGUGAUACUGAUAGUACCUUGAUUAUGUACCAUGAAAAUAUUCGAAGGAUAAAACGAAGACUUGAUAUCCUGGAUCAAGUAAGUGAAGCACCAAAGAUGUAUGUUGUUGCUGCAGCAGAAGUUGUUCGCCGUAGGAAAUUGUCUUCUCAGUUUUUGAAAUGGGCCAAUAAAUUACAUGAGAAUGUUGCACAGAUGCAAGCAGAGGAAAAUGCAAGACGUGAAGAAUUUGCUCUUCAGUUUGGGCGACAUUUCUUACAGACAUUGUUUACAGGAAUGGAGGAUCGGCCUACAAAAUUUGCUGACAAACCCCCAAAGCCUUUUGACAGACAGCUGCCAAUCAUCACAGAUCAUGACCUUGAACACUUACAAUCAUUGGUUCCAAAGUUCAAAGAAUACUUAGAAGAAAGUCCAAUCAGCAUGAGCAUGGGAGAAGACUUCUCAGAAGGGAACUCACUCUCCAUGAUGUUGAAGCUACAAGAAUCACAAAUGUUGUCUUCACAAAGCUCUCAAAAACAAAUGUCAGCUAGUAAGACAUCUAUGAGUUUGGAUGCACCAACACAAGCUGUUUGGAUGGACGGUGGAGGUGUAGUUAUUGAGGAAUCCAAAGACUCACUUGAAGGUGAUGACAAAAGUCAAAGAUUAGGUCUGAUGAGCAAUUCUCAGACAUCAACAGAUGAAUCAGCACCAUUAAAUUUACACUCCAGUGAUGAAAACCCCCCGAAAAGCCAUCAGAAGGAUAGCGACACAGGGUCAGAGCCAAGCUCGGGUUUAACAGACAGUGACAUCAUGUUUAAGUCUGCACAAGAGGACUAUGUUACAGUUGAAGGUGCUGACUUGGACUCCAAAGAUGACAGGUUUUCGCAAAAUGAACCAGCUCCUCAUGCAUCAAUCACAGGUGAACACGACUCUAGUCAGACUGUCACACUUACAAGCUCUAGUUCGCAGAGUAUUACAGCUAGUACGCAGACGGAUUUUAGCUUGGAAGAAAACCUAACAUGCAGUGGAGGUGAUGAGGAUGAGAAAAAGAAAACUGAUUCUUUGUACUCAAAAGAAGCUGUCGUUAAACUUGAAGAGAGAAUCAUGGAACUGGAGGAUGAACUUAAAUGUAGCACAGAAGAAUUGAACACAGUUCUUCAAAAAAAUGCUCAACUACAGAAUCUUAAGAAAAAUUGUACAGAGUUGCUACGAAAUGUUGUGGUUGAAUUACGUGAGGAGAUUAAAAUGAGUAAGGAAUUGAUUUCAAAUUGUAAAGGAACAAUGAACAAAGAAAUACAAGUUGCGUGGAGUAAAAUACAGGAAUUUGCCGAAGAAGUAAUGAAUUCGGUUUCAACAUUUGAGUCUGAAAGAACUAAACAAGAAAUGGAUCAAAUCAUUCAACAACUCAGUGAAAAAUAUGAAAGUGAGAAAAGUGAAUUAGUAAACACUAAAGCACAAUUAGAUUUGAAAAUAAAUAAUAUAGCUAUGGAAUUACAAAAUGUUCAGGAAGAACAUAAUAUCACCAAGGCUAAGAAUGCAGAAGAGAUUCAAAGGUUAAUGGCGGAAUUAGAUGAGUACAGGGGACAGUGUGAAGAACAGCAGAUUAUGCUGAUGAAGUUGAAAGAAAACAAAGGACAGUCAGAGGAAGAACAGCAGACACGAUUCAAUGCUAUUAUGAUGAGAUUAAAGCGGGAAAAGGAUCAAAUUGUUGGUCAAUUGAAUGAAAAAAUGAAAGAAAUGGAAAUGGAAAAUAAGAAACAGAAAGUAGAAUUAACUGAAUUACAGCAAGAAAAGGAUUCUGUCAUGAAGGACAAAGAGUUGCUAGUUUUCAACUUCCAGGAGAAGGAGAAAGAGUAUGCCGCAUCAAUACAUACUCUUGAACAGAAGCUGCUAAAGAAUCAAAGCAUGACGGAAAUGAAAGAGAAAGAAUUUGAAAUGAAAUUAGAGAAUGAGAAAGCUGGUGCUUUAAUGUUGCUGGACUUGGAGAGGCACAUGUGGGAGGCAAAGAAAAGUAAACAAGAAGAUACAGAGAUGAAAGAAGAAGGCAGUAGCAAGCUGAGCUAUGUUGAGAAAUUAGAAGAACUUCAAAAGUCAUUGGUGGAGAAGGAUGAACAAAUAAAAGCUAUGAAGAAACAACUGUCACCUGGUGCAAGUGAAACUCAAAAGCCAGAGAAAGUUACCCUGAAAGACUUUCAGUGUGGUGACCUGAUCCUGUUGGUGUUUGACCCAAGAUAUGAGAAUUAUCUUGUGUUCACUACUGGAACCACCCUGUUCUUCUUGCAUCCUGAGUCAAUGAGUCUCUUAGACAUUGCCACAAGUGGCAAUAAAAGGCGUGACUGGGUGUUGGCACAGCUGACAGACAAGGAAUACUGUCAGGCAAAAAAGGCCCAUAAUCGCUUUCACGUUCCAGUUGGCACAAAGUUUUACAGAAUACAAGCCAAACAGUGGGAAAGAUGAUGUUGUACCCCACUCUUACAACAGGAAAAGCAUUGUACCCUCUUAUUCAAGAGGGCUUUAUAGCUUUGGCAUAACAAAUAUUCCUUUUUAGACCAUACACCAUUCCCUUGAGUAUCAUUGUUGUUUCUUACUGGUCAUAAUGCAAUCAUGACAUGGUCUGAAAUUGAAAACAUUAUGCCAAGCUGAAAAGCCUUGUCCAUCUUGCACUUCAUAUUUACAUUUUUUCUCCUCUAUCCAUUGAGCCAAGAUGUUAGGAUCAGUGAAGACUGAUCAGUGAAAUAGAAGUUGACAUGGGAAGCCAGUGAUUAUAAGUGAACUGAAAAAAGGAUGUUGUAACACUGAGUUGUGGACUUUUCAUAAAUUAGGCGAGAGGAAGUAUAUGGGGGGAGGGCCAGGUAAGUAAUGCUUCUUAUCAUUAAUUAUUUCCCCCCUCAUUUUGAUUGGCUAAGAUAAAUGCAAAUAACUGCCCACAAAUAAUAUUCUGCUCACGCACAUUACGAUGCAAAGCCAUUUUGCUGCAAAAUAAUAGUAUGCUCAUGUGCAGCAACAUUGCAUUUGCAUUGCUCACUUGCCACUAAUCACAAUAUUUUUCUUAACCUUGUUCAAUAAUUGCUUACUAUGCUACAAAAAGAAAUCUCACAAUUAUGAAUACACUUAAUAUUUAUAAUAUCAACACAUUAUUACUGAACAAAACAGUUUUUUAAAAUAUAUUUUUGAUUGUUCUUCACAUUUGAAAUGAGGCUGCCAUGGUGCCUGCAAAGCAUAAUGGGAAGGGCUGGGGAUGCUUGCAUAUAGUGAGAUAUUGUGUAUCAAAAAAAAUGUAAUAUUAUAUACUUUAAUAAUACUAUUAAAAGCUUUAGAUAUCAA